CAGAUUUCAGAGCACAUGAUUGUCAUGAAAUGCCUCUACCUUUGUUUUUGUCUUUUUGCAUUCUUUCCUAUACACACACAAACCGACAAUUAUCUUCACUUCACUUCACCUUAAGCCUCUCUCUCUCUCUCUCUCUCUCUCUCUGUGUAUAUACAAAUUUAUCUAUGUAUAUGAGUCGGGUUGCUGCAUUGUUGCUGCAAAUGAAAAUGGAGUUUUUAAGGAGUAUGGCGGUUGGGAUAGUGGUGUGGGCGUUGGUUGUGAGGGUGGGAGGAGUGGAGGUUAGGGGUUCGCCGCCGUGUGAUUUUCCGGCGAUUUACAACUUCGGCGACUCCAAUUCUGACACCGGCGGUAUUUCAGCUGCAUUUGACCCUAUUCCCCCACCGUACGGCCUCAAUUACUUUCGAAAGCCCGUCGGCCGAGAUUGCGAUGGACGCCUUAUCAUUGACUUCAUAGCUGAGGAGUUGAAACUACCAUAUUUGAGUGCAUACCUGAAUUCAAUAGGAACCAAUUACAGGCAUGGUGCCAAUUUUGCUACAGGUGGUUCAACUAUUAGGCGUCCGAAUGAGACUAUAUUUGAGUAUGGUAUAAGCCCCUUCGCGCUUGAUAUGCAGAUUGUGCAGUAUGAUCAGUUCAAAUCCCGAACCCAUGAUCUCUACAGCAAAGAUCCCAAACUCCCCAAACCUGAGGACUUCUCCAAGGCUCUCUACACGUUUGAUAUUGGGCAGAAUGAUCUUUCUGUUGGUUUUCGAAAGCUGAGUAAUGAACAACUUCGAGCUGCAAUGACAGAUAUAGUCAACCAGUUAGCCUCGGCAGUCCAACAUCUGUAUGAAAAAGGGGCGAGGACAUUCUGGAUACAUAACACAGGCCCUAUCGGGUGCUUGCCAGUAGGCACAUUCUAUAUCCAAAAUCCACAACCUGGUUUUCUAGACCAGUAUGGCUGUAUCAAGGGCCAGAAUGACAUGGCCGUGGAAUUCAACAAACAGCUCAAGGACAGAGUCAACAAACUGAGGACAGAGCUCCCACAUGCCGCCUUGACAUAUGUUGAUGUUUAUGCCGCAAAGUAUGGUUUAAUUAGCAACACCAAGAGCCAAGGAUUCACUGACCCAAUUAAGGUCUGUUGUGGGCAUCACGAGAAUUAUGUCCACGUAUGGUGUGGGCAGAAGGCGAGCAUAAAUGGUACUGAAAUCUAUGGUGCUUCAUGUACAACUCCUUCCACAUACAUAAGCUGGGAUGGAGUGCACUAUUCAGAGGCUGCAAAUCAUUGGGUUGCCAAUCAUAUACUCAAUGGCUCAUUGUCUGAACCACCUGUUCCCAUUACCCAUGCCUGUUAUAAGCAGCCAGGCCUGUAAUGCUAGCGGUAUAUGGGAGUAAUAGAAUCUCACUAGGGAAAACUUAGUAUCAGAUGUUUUGAACCUGUGGAAGCACUGUUUCUACGAUUAUUUGAGAUAAUUAUAUAAUGAUCUCUCUUUUGGUUCUUGUUGUAUGAUCAUUGCUACCUACUUAAUAGAGCAAAAUGCCAAAAAACUCGUUGAACAUGAAUUAUUCUGUUUUCAA
Messenger RNA from Camellia sinensis, 1554 nucleotides. Its product is annotated as GDSL esterase/lipase At5g14450. The record is from RefSeq and is a predicted model, not a curated record. NCBI's taxonomy places the organism in Eukaryota, Viridiplantae, Streptophyta, Magnoliopsida, Ericales, Theaceae. Gene Ontology annotation, molecular function: hydrolase activity, acting on ester bonds.